Colletotrichum orchidophilum is the source of this 804-nucleotide messenger RNA. Its product is annotated as nicotinamide N-methyltransferase. Lineage: Eukaryota; Fungi; Ascomycota; Sordariomycetes; Glomerellales; Glomerellaceae. Gene Ontology annotation, molecular function: protein-lysine N-methyltransferase activity. Gene Ontology annotation, biological process: peptidyl-lysine dimethylation. Bases 1 to 804 code for a protein of 267 amino acids. The transcript has a single exon. The record is from RefSeq and is a predicted model, not a curated record.
AUGAGUCAAGUAAGCGACGUUGCCGACGGCGACACGGGCGACCUCUUCGCCGACCCGGACGACUACUAUCCGCCCACCCCGCCGCCGACGUCGCAAACCCACGCUCUCGCCUCGGGCCGCGUCCUGACGCUCCACCUCGUCGGCUACUCGCCCACCGAGGCGCACCACCUCUGGAACGGAAGCCGUGUCGUCUCGGACUACUUUGAGGCCGACCCUUCCCGCGUGAAGGGCAAGACCGUGCUGGAGCUCGGCGCGGGUGCGGGCCUGCCGAGCUUGACGGCGGGGAUCCUGGGCGCAAAGCGGGUCGUGGUAUCGGAUUUUCCGGAUGCGGAUAUCGUUAUGACAAUGCAGAAGAAUGUGGAUGAGGCGGGUGAUUUGGAGGGAGUUGUGGUGCCCAAGGGGUAUGUUUGGGGCGCGGACGUGAAGCCUUUGCUGGCGGAGCUUCCUCCAGCCGAGGAAGGGAAGGAGGGGGAGGAGAAGAAGUUUGACGUGCUGGUGCUGGCGGACCUACUGUUCCGGCACUCAGAGCACGGUAAGCUGGCCGACACGAUCUGGGAGGCGCUGGCGAGGAAGGAAGAGAGCGUAGCGUACGUCUUCUUCACAUCGUACCGGCCGUGGCUGCGGCACAAGGACCUGGCGUUCUUCGACGUCGUGAGGGAGAGGGGGCUGCUCGUCGAGCAGGUUCUUGAAAAGAAGAUGGAGAAGCCGCUGUUUGACGGGGACCCGGGCGAUUUGGAGAUCCAGAAGACGGUGAGCGGGUUUGAGGUGCGGUGGCCGAAGGAGUUGUUGGAGGGUAAGGCAUGA